Austrofundulus limnaeus is the source of this 4858-nucleotide messenger RNA. Its product is annotated as aconitate hydratase, mitochondrial. Gene Ontology annotation, cellular component: mitochondrion; cytosol. Bases 37 to 2382 code for a protein of 781 amino acids. The record is from RefSeq and is a predicted model, not a curated record. Gene Ontology annotation, biological process: tricarboxylic acid cycle. The transcript is spliced from 18 exons. Gene Ontology annotation, molecular function: 4 iron, 4 sulfur cluster binding; aconitate hydratase activity. Lineage: Eukaryota; Metazoa; Chordata; Actinopteri; Cyprinodontiformes; Rivulidae.
UAAAAAUGCGACACUGAUUUGUUUAGGAGUUUAAAAAUGGCGUCGUAUUGUUUGACUGUCUCCAGACUCCGGUUGGCUCUCGGAACAGGAGCAAGAUGGUUUCAUGUCUCUGCAGCCUUCGGUGCUAAGGCCAAGGUGGCCAUGAGCCGCUUUGAGCCAGGCUCAAGUGUUAACUAUAAGAAGAUGCACGAGAACAUCAACAUUGUACGCAGAAGGCUAAACAGGCCUCUCACUCUGUCGGAGAAGAUCGUUUACGGCCACCUGGACGAUCCGGCAGGCCAGGAGAUUGACCGUGGACGCACGUAUCUGCGUCUGCGUCCUGACCGUGUGGCCAUGCAGGACGCCACAGCCCAGAUGGCCAUGCUGCAGUUUAUAAGCAGCGGCCUGCCCAAAGUGGCCGUUCCCUCCACCAUCCACUGUGAUCACCUGAUUGAGGCUCAGAUUGGAGGCGUUGAGGACCUACAGAGGGCUAAGGAAGUUAACGAGGAAGUGUACAACUUUCUUGCAAGUGCUGCAGCAAAAUAUGGUGUCGGCUUCUGGAAACCAGGUUCAGGGAUCAUUCAUCAGAUCAUCCUGGAGAAUUAUGCCUAUCCUGGAGUGAUGCUGAUUGGUACUGACUCUCACACACCCAAUGGCGGUGGUCUGGGGGCCAUCUGUAUCGGAGUGGGUGGAGCCGACGCCGUUGAUGUCAUGGCUGGAAUCCCCUGGGAGCUCAAGUGCCCCAAAGUGAUUGGAGUGAGACUGACAGGAACCCUGUCUGGCUGGACCUCCCCAAAAGACGUCAUCCUGAAGGUCGCCGGCAUCCUGACGGUGAAAGGAGGCACAGGAGCCAUUGUGGAGUAUCAUGGACCUGGAGUUGACUCUAUCUCUUGCACUGGAAUGGCCACUAUCUGUAACAUGGGUGCUGAAAUUGGAGCCACUACAUCUGUUUUCCCCUACAACCACCGCAUGAGCACGUACCUAGAGAAAACGGGUCGUGGAGAAAUUGCAUCAGUUGCUAAUGAGUUUAAAGAGGACUUGGUGCCGGACGAAGGUUGUGCAUACGACCAAGUGAUUGACAUCAACCUGAGCGAGCUGAAGCCCCACAUCAACGGACCCUUCACCCCCGACUUGGCCCACCCCGUUUCUGAGAUAGGGGCCAUAGCUAAGAAGAGCGGCUGGCCCCUGGAGGUCAAAGUUGGUCUGAUCGGCAGCUGCACCAACUCCAGCUAUGAAGACAUGGGCAGAGCAGCCUCUCUGGCCAAGCAGGCUCUGGAUAAAGGCCUGAAGUGCCGGGCCCAGUUCACAGUCACACCAGGAUCUGAACAAAUUCGAGCCACAAUCGAGCGGGAUGGAUAUGCCAAGAUCCUGAGUGAUGUUGGGGGAAUUGUUCUCGCUAARGCUUGUGGUCCUUGCAUCGGACAGUGGGACAGGAGGGAUGUGAAAAAAGGAGAGAAGAACACCAUCGUCACAUCUUUCAACAGGAACUUCACAGCCAGGAACGAUGCAAAUCCAGCRACUCAUGCUUUCGUCACCUCACCUGAAAUUGUCACUGCGCUGGCUCUCGCAGGGACUCUCAACUUCAAUCCAGAGACUGAUUACCUGACUGCACCCAGUGGGGAGAAGUUUAAACUAGAACCUCCUACUGGUGAUGAGCUCCCCUCCAGAGACUUUGACCCGGGUCAGGACACCUACCAGUACCCUCCUGCAGAGGGCAACACAGUCAUGGUGGAUGUAAACCCCUCCAGUAACCGCCUGCAGCUGCUGGAGCCCUUUGACAAGUGGAACGGAAAAGAUCUGGAGGACAUGAGAAUCCUCAUCAAGGUGAAGGGAAAAUGCACCACGGACCACAUCAGUGCCGCCGGGCCCUGGCUGAAAUUUCGUGGUCACCUGGACAACAUCUCCAACAACCUGCUGAUCGGCGCUGUCAACAUCGAGAACAACGCCGUCAACAAGGUGAAGAACCUCCUGACCGGAGAGUACGGAGGGGUUCCAGAUGUGGCCCGUUUCUACAAGGCCAACGGUGUGAACUGGGUGGUGGUUGGAGAUGAGAACUACGGUGAGGGYUCCAGUCGGGAGCAUGCCGCCCUGGAGCCACGCCACCUGGGAGGAAGAGCCAUCAUCGUCAAGAGCUUCGCCAGAAUCCAUGAGACUAAUCUGAAGAAGCAGGGCCUGCUGCCUCUGYCUUUCGCCGACCCCGGUGACUACGACAAAAUCCUCCCAGAUGACAAGAUUUCAAUCAUCGGCCUGAAGUCCUUUGCRCCCGGCAAGCCGCUGACAGCAGUGAUCAAACAUUGCGACGGGAGCCAGGAGUCCAUCUCUCUGAACCACACCUUCAACGAGACGCAGAUCGAGUGGUUCAGGGCCGGCUCCGCCCUCAACAGGAUGAAGGAGCUCCAGUAACGAUGAAGAUGAGGGUGGCUGUAUUCAGAAGGCACAGCAUGAAGAAGGGAGGGAGGCCAGACUCGGUUUAGGGUCACAUGUAGUCGUUSUCAGUCAGAAAACCAGAGUCGCUGUACGGAUGAAAGCGCACACUUUAUCACAGGUUAGCACUAAAACUGUAGAGACGAUUACUGUCAAACCCCUCCAAGUUCACCGACGGAAACGCACAAAUAUUUUUAAAACUGCACUUAAAAACACAAGAACCUAAUUAAGAUGGAACUUACAAAUAAAAUGUAAUUAAAAUGUAAAAAUAAGACCUAAUUACAAUUAAAAGCUACAAAUAACAAAGCUUACCUAAAKUAAGACAUAAAAUACAAAGACUUAGUUAAAACAGGACACAAAGAUGUUAAAAUUUGGCAACAAAAUAAAAAUUGUAGACCAGAUUUGCUCUUUGUGGUAGCGUUAAUUUGACAUAAAUAUUCUUCUUCCACUCUGAAUUCAGUGCAUUUGAUUAAUUUUCUAACACUGCUGUUUCUCUAAAAUGAUGUAUUAAACCAAAAACGGAAAAAUAAGUUUAUUAAUAGAAUGCUAGUUAGGUUAAAAAGAGAGAAUUUUAUAUAUUUGAAGAAAACUUUAUGCUUUAAUAUCUUUAACCUUACCUUUUACCUACCAUUUUCCUUAAGUGUGUUUUAAUUUAGUUAUUUCUAAUCCCUGAAGUUUUAAAGACAAAGUGGGACUUUGUUUUUGUUUGACGUUACUGAUCUGAACAAAUGUCAGUUUUUGAUUUUGGACCACUCUGUAAGCACGAGCUGCUUCACCUGCACUCAUUUUUUUAUUUUUAUUUUCCACAAAUUCGUACAUAAAAGGACAAGGAAUUGGAGCCAAAACCUCGUAGGAUUGUUUUACUGUAGGAAUGACUGCUUUCUUCCCAUCAGUCACAUACUCAGUGUAUUUAUUUACAAGCUUAUCCAGSUUUGAGCCACAUUCGUCACAAAACUUGUCCUUGAGCACAUUUUUGUGUCGUGCUGCUCAGAAAUAUCACUCCAUCAGGUAAAAAAAAAGUUCUGACAGGAAACCAGAACUUAUCUAAUCCCUGUGUUUCUUUCUCCAKCAGUUGUAAGAGGGAGAGGUACACGAUUGUUUCCUGUUUGUUUGUUUGUUUGUUUCCUAGUGGGGUUCUGUGGAGCAUUAUAUACAACUAACAUCUUACAUGCUGUAGAUACAUCCUCGGUUUGGAGGAGUAGAGUUUAAUUCUGUUGGURAGAGCAGAGCCAGGAUCAAAGCUGAUUUCUGUCAGUUUGAAACAAACUUUAGUUUUUUUUUUUAAUUUCACAGCAGGUCAUGCAGAUGAUAUUUUUAAAAUCUUACUGCUGUCAGUUUUGCAUUGUGWUGUUUUUCUGUCUGAAAAACUACAAACUUCCUGCAGGAGUAAGGCUACAUCUUUAGUGCUACAGCUAGCUGCUGACAUUUGCUCUUGCAGAUAACCAUAGAAUUAAAAAAAAAAGAUGUAAAGAUUUAUGAAACAGCGUUUCCAUGAACCAUGAUGAAAUUUUAGAGAUUGGAGUUGCUUCAAUGAGGCACUUGUUCACUUUGACCGGCGCUACAUUUGUACGAACCUGAGUUUGUUCAAAGUCUGAAGUGGAACAGGUAAGAUAUUCYUUAUUUAUAGUUGCACUCAAAGCUUAUUCUGCUGUUUGAUGUGGGGAAAUCGUUGUUCUUCUUUAACCGUUUGUUCCCAGAAUCUGUAAAUUUACUUUAUUGUUCCAGAAGUUCAAAUCUAAAUGAAGCGUUGUCUUCUUUCAAGUUACUGACUUUAGGAUUUGUUUGUAAAUGAUGAUCUACAGCUGCAUUUUGUACAGAGGAGUGUACAUAGAUAAAACUUGAUUAUAUACACAUCUAUAAAAAUGAAAGUUGUUAUUAAUAGUAGAUUUAAAUAGAAGCAUUUUCUGUAGGCUGCCUGUUGUCUGUGGAGCUUUUUGAAACAUAGAGACGUGCAUUGUGGGUAAAAAUAAGAAUGUCAGGAAUUUGUUGUUUGUUGAAAGUUUGAUGGCUUUGAAUUGGGGAAAAAGUGAUUAUCCAUUGUUUUAUGGUUUUGUUCAUUUGUGACGUGACACUUUUGAAAUCAUCACUGUUUGUUUUUCUCUAAAUUCAACGCCAAUUUUUAAAUUUCCCCUCUGCACAAUGUGAAAUUCUUGGCUCAAACUGUGAACCGGCAUUAAGUGUAGUCGUUUGGACUUUUAUGUUACAUUUUAAGUUCAAGCUGUAAAAUAAAAAAAUCAACGAAUCUUCAUUGUGUACUCAGGUGUGCAGUCACGCUCUCACUUGAGUGUUUGAAGUCAUGUCUUCAUUUGUUCAGCUGCAGGAAAUGAAAUGUUAUUUCACAGUGAUGAUUGCUAAUCUGCUGUUAAAUCUUUUGUAAAAGUAGCCUGCUGUAUUAUAGCCUGCUAAAUUAAAUUAUCCUGAUAUUUACAAAAAUAAACAUUUCAGAAAAUCUCAA